This is a messenger RNA of Hymenoscyphus albidus, 880 nucleotides long. The record is from the annotation of a GenBank genome assembly. Lineage: Eukaryota; Fungi; Ascomycota; Leotiomycetes; Helotiales; Helotiaceae.
AUGAAAUACUCAAUCUCUCAAAUCAUGGCAAUCGCCAUAGUCGUCUUCCCACUCGUUUCGUCGAUUCCUAUGGAAGCUGAGACGAAGGUUGUAGCUCGACGAAAUGUGGCAAUUCGACGAGAUAUCAAUCUCAACUCUCGUACUCCACAUGGUAUGUAUUAUUUCCGCUUUGCUACUUAACAUAAUUUGCUGAUUUAUUGGCAUUAAAAGAGGGGCAUGAUGAUGCAAAUAAACCUGCAGGAACAAAGGCAGGAGCACCACCAACCACGAAAGGGACACCUGCACCCAAGGUAGUGGCACCAGCAGGAGCACCCGCAGGAGCACCCGCACCUUCAACCAAGGGAGGAAAAGAAGACCCAACAAAGGCUAAUAAGCCUGGUGCUGCCGCUCCCAGUGGUGUUAAUCCAAAAAAGACGGGUGCUCCAAAGGCAAAUUCUGAAAAGGGUCCUAAGGAUGUUUCUGCAACAAAGGAACCUGCGGCUGCUCCUGCGGGCGCUCCUGCGGGCGCUCCUGCGGCUUCUCCUGCUCCUACUGGUACGGGCGCACCCAAGCCUAAAGGAUCUGCUGCCCCUCAAUCCACGGGUGCCCCUAAAAAGAAGGAAGGUGGUGAGAAGGAGAAGGAGAAGGAGAAGGCGGCGAAGGAGGCCAAUAAGGAUGCUCCCAAGGUGAAGAGACACGAGGGUCACGAUGGUAAGCAAUGAGGUAUCUCUUAUUAUAACAUAAUGAGCUAACAACAAAAGAUGAACCUCAAGCGAAGACCGGUGCAGACAAACCAAAGACCUCCACUGGAGCAGCACCACUCAAACCAUUAAACGCUACUUCACCCCAGAACGCCACUGAAACGAGCGCACCCAAAUCAUACUUCAUAGGCGUGUACUAA